Molecule: messenger RNA, 1062 nt
Organism: Suillus subalutaceus
Lineage: Eukaryota; Fungi; Basidiomycota; Agaricomycetes; Boletales; Suillaceae
Exons: 6
Coding region: 7-864 (285 amino acids)
Source: RefSeq, a predicted model, not a curated record
GCAACUAUGAACACACUCUUUGGUACCCUUUCUCGCUCAACCACUCUUCGUCGUGUCCCGCUCGCCCUUCGUCGUCCUCCGCAGUUCCAAAGCUCUUUCCAAUUUACGGCCCGUCCAACAGCCGUAAACCUUUCCCAGGUCCAUGCACGGUUCGCAGCAAGCUCGGUCUCUGGCAGACCAGGCAGCCAGACUAUCGAGCACGCGAGGCAGAAUGUGAAGGAGGAAGUCGGGAACUCAAUGACAGACUGGGCGCGCUCGAUCGCUGGUGGCGUGUUCACAGUAGACAGUGUCAAGCCAACAAAAGACUCUUUCUUCGGUAUCACCACUGCAGUCGCCAACUCCGUGCCAACCCCCUAUCUUGCCAUGGGCCUCGCUGCAGGUCUCGCGACGAUGGGUGUUAUCACGAACAUGGACCCUGGUGUUGCGUUGAACAUCUUGGACCAAGCGCUCAACUUCCAAGUCCACUAUGGCGCAGUGCUUCUGUCCUUCCUUGGUGCAAUCCACUGGGGUAUGGAAUUUAGUGGCAUGGGCGGGUCCAAGGGCUACCCCCCGUCUGCUCCUCGGCCACCAAAAUGGUACUCCCAGUACCGCUUCUACCUCUCUAUCCUCGUGGGCACGUGCAUCAUCGGCUCCCUUGCAGGAAUCUCGUAUUAUGGACCUGUAGCCGGCCAUGGUCUUCUCUCCCACGACCUGAACAUGAUUCGCGCUGAGCGCAAACUUAUUGAGCCUGAGCGCACGGGCCACGUAGGUGGGGACAUUGAAGCUGUUUCGGGUGACGAGUCAAGCGACACAUACGUUGUUAUCCGCCGGAAGAACAAGAACGGAAAUGGCGACAAUGGAGCUAAUGGAGAGGCGCACGCUUAACAGUGAUAUGUGACUCAUAAGGUGAGAGAGGACUUACCGAAAAGUCAGCCGCGGAGCUGGACGUUGUGGAAAUAAUCAUUACCAUCACUUGUACUUGUCAGCUGUAUAUCUGUACGUGUAUCAUACCUCUCGUUGUACUAUCAUUCCAAGACAACUGUUCUUCGAUGCCUGAUCGGGACGGGGCAUACUUUGUUAGAA